Messenger RNA from Amaranthus tricolor (Joseph's coat), 849 nucleotides. Its product is annotated as protein CutA, chloroplastic. The transcript is spliced from 6 exons. Gene Ontology annotation, biological process: response to metal ion. Gene Ontology annotation, molecular function: copper ion binding. Lineage: Eukaryota; Viridiplantae; Streptophyta; Magnoliopsida; Caryophyllales; Amaranthaceae. The record is from RefSeq and is a predicted model, not a curated record. The coding region runs from base 114 to 692 and encodes 192 amino acids.
UUCCACCUGACCCGACACCCGACCGAUUAGCCAUCCGUAUCUCCACCUGGUACAACAAACAACUAAAGAAAAUUCACAAUUAAAAACUUUCCAUAACUAAAAAACAGAGAAAAAUGGUAUCUCCACCUUUAUGCUCUUCAACUUCCAAACCUUUCUUCUCAUUCUCCUCAGUGGUGCGAUCCUCUACAGUCGGGCGUAGAAUUCCCAUAGUAGGCGCCAUUUGUGUGCUUACUUUAGGCCUCUCUAAUUUCUACUCUUCUCCUUUCAAGACCGGCUUUACUCAUUCUCUGUCCUCUUUCCCUCUUCUUCGAUCAAAACAACAAUCUCGAAGCUUUCGCUCUACUACAGCAAUGGCGGCAGCGAGUAGCACUACUGUUCCGAGUAUUGUUGUUUAUGUCACUGUUCCUAAUAAAGAAGCAGGAAAGAAGCUUGCAGAAAGCAUAGUUAAAGAGAGACUCGCAGCUUGUGUAAAUCGUGUUCCAGGUAUUGAGUCGGUUUACGAGUGGAAAGGAGAGAUACAGACAGAUUCAGAGGAGCUACUUAUAAUUAAGACUAGGGAAUCACUCUUAGAUACUCUAACUGAGCAUGUCAAGGCCAACCAUGAGUACGAAGUACCUGAAGUUAUAGCUAUGCCUAUAGUGGGUGGAAAUGCCCCAUAUCUCGAGUGGCUCAAGAACAGCACAAGGGACUGAGUCUUAGCAUCGGUGGUGAAACAAUAAAUUACGAAUGUAUUUUUCGCUUGUUAAAUGGAAAGUUCCUUGUUGGCGCUCUUUAGUCACUUUAUUUUCUACGUUUCUCUAUGUGGAUUACAAAAAUGAUUGGGAAAAUUGAGAUUUAUAAAUUUAUCUA